GGCGCGGUUGGCGGGGCUGACGGAUCCAGCAGAUCCAGGUGUAUAUCUGGCGGCGGGGUGAGUCUCCAGUCGCGCUUGAAACCGUAGUGCGCGUGGGGAUCCAGCGCCACGUGAGUGGGCAGUCGCCACAACCUAUACCUGGCCUUGUCAUUUCGGUUAGCCUCUGUAGAACCUACAGGUCUUCGGCUCUAAAGUAGAAUCAGAGUAGACUGGUGCUGCCCAUUGGACAACGCUUGAAGAAUCCAGCCUCAUUCUCCACAGCGAAGUUCUAGACUCACCGGUCCCUGCGACUACAUUUCCCAGCAGGCCAGAGGCCAGAGCUGAUGCACUUCCUCCCUACGUUCCCCCGCAACAGGAAGUAGCCGAGUGGGCUCGAGGUCGUUGCGACCAUCCUUCGUCAUCGCUGCUGCCGCUGAGUAGAGAGCUACUGUCGCGGCCGUACCUGCCGCCCCUGCCGGCCACCAUGUCCGCCCAGGCGCAGAUGCGGGCCCUGCUGGACCAACUCAUGGGCACGGCCCGGGACGGAGAUGAAACCAGACAGAGGGUGAAGUUUACAGAUGACCGAGUCUGCAAGAGUCACCUUCUGGAUUGCUGCCCCCACGACAUCCUGGCUGGGACGCGCAUGGAUUUAGGAGAAUGUACCAAAAUCCACGACUUGGCCCUCAGAGCAGAUUAUGAGAUUGCAAGUAAAGAAAGGGACCUGUUUUUUGAAUUGGAUGCAAUGGAUCACUUGGAGUCCUUCAUCGCUGAGUGUGAUCGGAGAACUGAGCUUGCCAAGAAGCGACUGGCAGAGACACAGGAAGAGAUCAGUGCAGAAGUUUCUGCAAAGGCAGAAAAAGUACAUGAGUUAAAUGAAGAAAUAGGAAAACUUCUUGCCAAAGCUGAACAGCUGGGAGCAGAAGGAAAUGUGGAUGAAUCCCAGAAAAUUCUUAUGGAAGUGGAAAAAGUCCGUGCAAAGAAAAAAGAAGCUGAGGAAGAAUACAGAAAUUCCAUGCCUGCAUCCAGUUUUCAGCAGCAGAAAUUGCGUGUCUGUGAAGUCUGCUCAGCCUACCUUGGUCUCCAUGACAAUGACCGUCGUCUUGCAGACCACUUUGGGGGCAAAUUGCACUUGGGAUUCAUUCAGAUCCGUGAGAAGCUUGAUCAGUUGAGGAAAACUGUGGCUGAAAAGCAGGAGAAGAGAAAUCAGGAUCGCUUGAGGAGGCGAGAAGAGAGGGAGCGGGAGGAGCGGCUCAGCAGGAGAGGGGAAGGAGAGAGGGAGAGAAACAUCAAUGUAUGCUUGCCCUUCGUGCAUCCCCUGCUGGGAACUGGCCUGCAGGGAAGCAGUCUGCAACCCAGGUCUGGAUCAAGAACCAGAGAUCGCAGGAGGUCACGUUCCCGGGACCGGCGUCGGAGGCGGUCAAGAUCUACCUCCAGAGAACGACAAAAGUCUUCCAGGUCCUGGUCCCGAGACAGACACCGGCGCCACCGCAGUCGUUCCCGGAGCCACAGCCGGGGCCACCGCCGGGCUUCCAGGGAUCGGAGUGCGAAAUACAAGUUCUCCAGAGAGCGGGCAUCAAGGGAGGAGUCCUGGGAGCGAGGGCGGAGUGAGCGCCGGGCCACUGACUGGAGGCUUGAGAGCUCCAACGGGAAGACGUUGGAGGAAAAGGAGGCUGGCGAGAUCUGAGUCCAUGCCCAGGCACUGUAAAUAGUCUGAUAAACGUUCAACACAGCUUGAAGUUACCCUUUAUAUUUGCUGAAUACAACUCAUUUUUUGUAGUUUAAAAUUUCUAUUGUUUUGGAGCUAGCUGUGAGUUUCUAGAGAUGUACAGAAUUGCUCCUGUGUUCUUGGAUUACGUUUAGUAGGAAUAAAUAAAUCUGACGGACUGCCUCCUGA
Artibeus jamaicensis (Jamaican fruit-eating bat) is the source of this 1873-nucleotide messenger RNA. It is a transcript of the gene LUC7L, whose product is annotated as LUC7 like. The record is from RefSeq and is a predicted model, not a curated record. The coding region runs from base 464 to 1663 and encodes 399 amino acids. Gene Ontology annotation, cellular component: U2-type prespliceosome; U1 snRNP. NCBI's taxonomy places the organism in Eukaryota, Metazoa, Chordata, Mammalia, Chiroptera, Phyllostomidae. Gene Ontology annotation, molecular function: mRNA binding. The transcript has 12 exons. Gene Ontology annotation, biological process: mRNA splice site recognition.